GGCCGGCAAGUAGGAUGCGGAAGUGUCCGUUACAGUAGGAAAGCUCGGCUGCCCAGCGGUUGCCACCAUGGCAGCAGCUGGGGGCCCGGGAGGCGGCGUUGACAGUCCGGUGGCGACGGCAGGUAACCGACAAUUGAAGUACAUUAGUUUAGCAGUCUUGGUGGUGCAAAAUGCCUCUCUCAUCCUCAGCAUUCGCUAUGUGCGCACCUUGCCAGGGGACCGAUUCUUUGCUACCACAGCGGUGGUUAUGGCUGAAAUUCUUAAGGGAAUCACCUGCCUACUGCUCAUCUUUAUUCAGAAGCGAGGUAAUCUGAGACAGUUUGGUGCCUCUUUGUAUGAUUCCAUUUUGGUACAGUAUAUGGACACUCUGAAGCUAGCAGUGCCUUCUCUCAUUUACACCCUCCAAAACAAUCUGCAGUAUGUGGCCAUCUCCAACCUGCCAGCAGCUACCUUCCAGGUCACCUACCAGCUGAAGAUCCUCACCACCGCUGUCUUCUCGGUACUGAUGCUGCGCAAGAGCCUGUCCCGUCUUCAGUGGCUGUCCCUCCUGCUGCUUUUUGCCGGUGUAGCCAUUGUCCAGGUGGAGCAGCAGCAGGGAGGGGGCAAACCCGCCCACAAAGGCCAGGGGAUGCAACAAAGCUACAUGGUGGGACUUGUGGCCGUGGUGGUGUCCUGCCUCUCGUCUGGCUUUGCUGGGGUCUAUUUUGAAAAGAUCCUCAAAGGCAGCACAGCCUCGGUUUGGCUACGUAACGUCCAACUGGGCAUCUUCGGGACCUUGCUGGGGCUGUUGGGGCUGUGGUCCACCGAGGGGGCAGCCGUAGCUCAGCAUGGAUUCUUCUUUGGCUACACCCCACUGGUGUGGGGAGUGAUCCUGAAUCAGGCUUUUGGUGGCCUCUUGGUGGCAUUGGUUGUGAAAUACGCCGACAACAUCCUCAAAGGCUUUGCCACUUCCUUCUCCAUUGUGGUGUCCACCGUGGCUUCUAUCUACCUCUUUGACUUCCACCUCAACCUACUCUUUGCCCUAGGAGCAGGCCUGGUCAUAGGGGCUGUCUAUCUGUACAGCUUGCCCAAGGGACCAUUGUCCAGUCGAUCCCUGGUGGGUGCAGCUAUCCAGCAGCAGGGCCAUGGAGCACAAAGCAAGGAACUUCCUUCCGUGACUACAGAUGGCUUCCUGUCCAAGUCAGUACUGAUCAGUUGAGAAGAACAGAACACCUCCUGCAUUACCUGUCACUAGUUUCUUGUGAAGGUUCACAAAACCUGGAGCCCUUUUUUGCAAUGUCCAUCUUUUUCACUUCUGACCUCUCUUUCCCUAGGUCUUCUCUGCUUUUUCAUCUCCUCCCCCUCUUUGCCUUGGUCUUUAUGUUCUCCACUGUGUGCUGACCACUCAUAUUGUCUUCCUUUUUCUCUCAUCUGCUUCCCAACUUAUUCAGCUUUAUAGACCCAUAAAUUGUUAUUUUGUCCAAUUACAUAUUUAUGUAUAGUUCUCCACACACUUCAGCUGGUACCUGCCAUUGUUUGCUUGAAUUGUUCACCUUCUCUUUGACUUCUAACUUUCCUCUCCGUCCUGCACUUGGUGACAUUGCCUCCUGAAACGCAACUCAAGGCAGAACUGUUUUGGGAAUAUUCUGCCCCAAGAACUUCCUUAUGUCUGGUCAGCAGGAAGAAAUUUUAUAAAGAAGUGUACUUUUAAUAAAAGUACACAAUCACAAGAUAUAGUCAGAAGAAGGAUUGAGAGGGGGAUAUAUAUCAGCACAUAAAGAGAGAAAUGUGAAGAAAAAUGUCAUUUGCCCUUUGAGAACAUACAAAUGGUUUUUUAAAUGCCAGGUGUAUGAAAGUAAUAGGAAUUAGCUUGUUUAGAGCUGUUUGCUCAAAAAUUGAAAAAUGUAUCUACUGUAAGCAGAUGAAAAGUGAACAAGAAAGGUUGUGUAUGGGUGUGUGUAUGUGGCAGUACCAGGCCAGUGAAAACAAGGUAUUGGGUAUUUGAGUUGCUUGGCAUUCUGUUUUUGUUCCUUCUCCAGCUUUGCUGUUGAAUCAUUGUGGAAAGGGAACCAAGUUUGAGGUGUAGUUAAUUCUUUCCUUCCUUCAGUGUAUGUUUAGAAUAUUAAAUGUUUGGGAGUUACCGGGCAAAUGUUGAAUCAUUAGUAAUUAAUUUGUUUUGUUACGGACAGAGAAGAUGGACUGGAACAGAUUGUCUCAUUUCACAUAAGGCACACCUGGCUUGAAGUAAGAAGAAUCUCAGGGUAAAGGUUAUUAGGGUAGAGCCACCAGAUAUGAGCAUAUAAUGUCUAUACAGUAUGGGAAGGGGAAUUUGCAUCAGCCAGAGAUUAAAAGGAUGACCAUCUGCUGGUGUUGUGGCUAUUAGAAAGCCAAAAUUGGCCUUCUGGAACUCCAGGACAACCACUGAGGAGGCUGUGGAGCAGAAGCUAAGACUCUGAGUGCCAUUCCUUUCUUUUGUACUUUGCGAGGAGGAGAGGGGAUUAAAUGAAAACAGGGUUCUUAGUGAACGUCUAAGCCCAUUUAAAGUAUGUGUCCUCCCUCUUCUCCCAUCCUCACCCCAAGAGGUCUCCCUUUGAUCUGCCUUCCCAGGCAACCAUCUGUACAGGCGCACACUAAUUGUCCAGCUUGAUGGUUCACAUGUUGUGUACAUUUUGAACCUAAAAGCAACAGGAAAGAGAGGCUGAGAUUCUGAGAAGUUGGAGCCCUCCUCUGCCUCAGUUUCCUUGUUAUGUUAAUACAUGAGCCUUUUUGGGGUGUGAACUGCCACUCCUUAAUCCUUAGGUGUUUUAUCUAGAAAUACAAUGAGAUUUGUAUAGGUUUGUUGGUUGAGGGGGGAGUACACUAACCCUGGAAUGUGUUUGAAGGGGGUGGGAGAGUGUUGGGUGAAUUCUAUUUCCUUUUGAAAUGGGAAGAAUAAACACAAGUCACCGUGAUGUGUGUGAGUGUGUAUGUACAUGUUUUUUUACAUUGCUAAUCAUUUUUUUAUGAAUUCUGCUUUUUUAAGGAAAACAAUCAAAGAAAGCCUGUACUGUUUGUCAAUGUACAUAAAUUACAGAUGAAUAAAGAGCGUGUAUUUA
Messenger RNA from Notechis scutatus (mainland tiger snake), 3074 nucleotides. The record is from RefSeq and is a predicted model, not a curated record. Lineage: Eukaryota; Metazoa; Chordata; Lepidosauria; Squamata; Elapidae.